Symsagittifera roscoffensis is the source of this 912-nucleotide messenger RNA. Its product is annotated as cornifelin homolog A-like. The transcript has 3 exons. NCBI's taxonomy places the organism in Eukaryota, Metazoa, Xenacoelomorpha, Acoela, Convolutidae. The record is from RefSeq and is a predicted model, not a curated record. The coding region runs from base 334 to 696 and encodes 120 amino acids.
AACUUUUUGUUCAUAUGACAUGAUUUCUUCAGUUCUUCGUAUGUUUUUCAGCAUUUUUAUUCUUUGCAUGCUUUAAAUUGAGAUAAAAAAAUGAGCAACGUGUAAAUUCGGAGGUAUAACUUUGUGGUCGCGGCUUGGCAACUACAAAAAUUACCAAAACAAAACCAAAAUACAUCAAUGAUUAAUUAGGUGUAACUCUAUUUGAUGUGUACUACUCACAAAUUUACAUUUUUUCAUUGUUUUACUCAUUGGUUCAGGUGCAUAUAAACUCAGUUUAUAAAAAGUCAAUAUUCCAGCGCGGUAAAACAACAAACAAACAGGUAAAUAAUCAAGAUGGGCGAAUGGAACCACGGGCUGUUCGGGUGUUUUGACUCGUGCAAGACUUGUCUACUGGUGUAUUUCUGUCCCUGGUAUGUGGCCGGUAUGAUUGCCCAGUCGGUGGGGGAGAACUGCUGUCUGCAUGGGUUCUGCUACUGGUGUUCAAUACCCCUCCCCUGUGGAUGGUUCAACCCCUACAGUUUGAUGUUGCGAACAGGAGUCCGACAAAAGGUGAGAUCAACGCGUGGAAUUGAGAGGAAAGAGAAGGACGACCACCUGCACGUGCUUACCUUGAUGGAAGACGCCCUCUGCGUCCAAGUCUGCGGAGUCUGCGCUCUGUGUCAGGAGUACAAUGAGAUGGAGAUUGCGCGCAAAUAGACCAAGAAUAGAUCGCCGAACAAAAAACAAUUAACAAACACCAACAAGAUUCUAGAAACAACAAUUAAAACCCUGAAGGAUCAGACUGCUCAUUAAGUGAUCCCGAAUAAGUUUUGCUCUAUGAAAUAUUGACAAACUAUGAAGUUUAUACUUUUUUGACUCGUGUGUGGGGUUAGUAAGACAAGAGCCUUGCCUCAAUUCAAUUUGGAUCGAUUG